GAUGGGCUCGAUAUUUAAAGCGGAAUUCAAUCGACGGUCCAUAAUAAACGAACUGAAUUCACACCAGAAGAUUCUUCCUAUCGCUUGCGUGGUUUUCAAGAAGACAUUAUGACCAGCUAUAUUGACAAAGGACCUCGGCCCGUCGGAGGGAAAUUCCUCAGUUUCGACCACAUAAGAUUCUGGGUGGGAAAUGCGAAGCAGGCUGCCAGUUUCUAUCGAUGCAGGAUGGGCUUCAAGCCUUUGGGAUAUCACGGUUUGGAGACUGGUUCGAGACGAACAGCCGCGCACGCCGUCGUGCAGAACAAAAUCAUAUUCGUCUUUGAGUCUCCGUACGAGCCUGACAACGAAGCGAUGUCGAAGCAUCUCUCCCGACACGGGGACGGCGUGCGGGACGUGGCGUUCAGUGUCGAAGACAUCGACACUAUCGUGAAGGUUGCUAAGAAGAGAGGCGCUGAAAUAGUGCGCGACAUAUGGGAGGAGAGCGACAAGCACGGCACCGUAAGAAUGGCUACCGUGAAAACCUACGGUGACACGCUCCACACGCUCGUUGACAGAACGAAGUACGGAGGCUUCUUCCUGCCUGGCUUCGUGAAAGCGCCGGAGGACGUUCUUCUCAAACAAUUGCCGCAGACACAUUUGAAUUUCGUGGACCAUGUGGUGGGUAAUCAGCCCGACAAACUGAUGGAACCCGUUGCGAAAUGGUACGAGGAGUGCUUGCAGUUUCACAGAUUCUGGUCGGUGGACGACACGCAACUGCACACGGAGUACUCCGCGCUGCGGUCCAUCGUAAUGACAAAUUGGGAGGAGACAGUGAAGAUGCCGAUCAACGAGCCCGCGCCAGGAAAGAAACGAUCUCAGAUCCAGGAAUACGUGGAGUACUAUGGUGGUGCCGGCGUGCAACACAUCGCUCUUAAUACCAGUGAUAUUAUCACAGCGAUUACAAAUCUGCGCGCCAGAGGAAUGGAGUUUCUCAAUGUGCCCGACAGUUAUUACGAUAUGCUCACAAACCGUCUGAAGGCCAGUGGCACGAAAAUCGUGGAAGACUUGGAUACACUGCAGAAAUUAAAGAUAUUGAUAGACUACGACGAGAACGGCUAUCUUCUACAAAUAUUCACGAAAAAUAUGCAAGACCGGCCGACUUUGUUCAUAGAAGUCAUACAGAGACGCAAUCAUAAUGGUUUUGGCGCCGGAAACUUCCAAGCAUUGUUCGAAGCUAUCGAAUUAGAGCAAGCGAAACGUGGGAACUUGUAGAAAUGUCUAUGUUACUAGGAUAUUUGUAGAAUAUUACAACCGUUAUUGGCAUAAUCACGUAAGAGAGCAGGGGGAUGAGUAUUUUUGUACUUAUAAUAAAUAUAUCGCGCUACUUAUAGCUUUGUAUGAUAAAAUAUCACAUUAAGAAUAUAUUAUGCUAAACUCA
Linepithema humile (Argentine ant) is the source of this 1417-nucleotide messenger RNA. It is a transcript of the gene Hpd, whose product is annotated as 4-hydroxyphenylpyruvate dioxygenase. NCBI's taxonomy places the organism in Eukaryota, Metazoa, Arthropoda, Insecta, Hymenoptera, Formicidae. Gene Ontology annotation, molecular function: metal ion binding; 4-hydroxyphenylpyruvate dioxygenase activity; lactoylglutathione lyase activity. The record is from RefSeq and is a predicted model, not a curated record. Gene Ontology annotation, cellular component: endoplasmic reticulum membrane; Golgi membrane. Gene Ontology annotation, biological process: L-tyrosine catabolic process.